ACACAUACCUUGGACCACCAACACCAACACCUUCAUUCUCCAUUUUCUCACAUACCCUUUUUGUAAUAGCAGCAGCUGGUUUCGUUUUCUUGCUUUAAUGGGGGAUAGCAAUGUCAAUCUUCCACCGGGGUUUCGAUUUUAUCCCACUGAUGAAGAGCUUGUAGUCCAUUUCCUUCAGAGAAAAGCAGCACUUCUACCUUGCCACCCUGAUGUCAUUCCUGAUCUUGAUCUCUACUCUUUUGAUCCAUGGGAACUUGAUGGUAGAGCUUUGGCAGAGGGGAACCAAUGGUACUAUUACAGCAGAAGGACACAAAAUAGGGUCACUGCCAAUGGUUAUUGGAAUCCAAUGGGAAUUGAAGAGGCAGUGGUUUCAAACUCAAGCAACAGGAGAGUUGGUAUCAAGAAAUUUUAUGUGUUCUAUGUUGGAGAAGCCCCUCAUGGUAACAGAACCAAUUGGAUCAUGCAAGAGUAUCGUCUUUCAGAUUCUGCAGCAUCCUCUAGCAGAUCAUCAACCAAAAGAAAAUCACAACCAAAAACAGAUCAUAGUAAAUGGGUGGUAUGUAGAGUCUAUGAAAGUGAUGAAAAUGAUGAUGAUGGUGAUGGUGAUGGAACAGAACUCUCUUGUUUGGAUGAAGUUUUCUUGUCAUUGGAUGAUCUUGAUGAAGUAAGCUUGCCAAAUUAGAUGAUGCAAAACUUUUGUUAGCAGCAUUAUUAUCCCAAAUGGGGAUAAUUAAUUAAGGCUAAAUAGCUGUUUAAUGCAAAUUUGUUAGUACUUAAUGUAGUUAAGUUUGUUUUUUUGUAUUUAGCUUUAGCAGUGUAGCUGCAGAAAUUGCAAUCAAAAAGUGUUUUAAACUUUUAAUUAAGUUGCCAGAGCUAGAAGAUUUUCUAUAGCAACCCUUGAAGUUGGGGCACUAGCUAGGUGAAAUUUAUGGCCAAGCAAUAUGCAUUGUGACGUUAUGCUUUCAAAUAUACCAUUGAAACUUACUUGCUUA
Arachis ipaensis is the source of this 992-nucleotide messenger RNA. RefSeq names its product NAC domain-containing protein 104-like. The record is from RefSeq and is a predicted model, not a curated record. Gene Ontology annotation, biological process: system development; regulation of DNA-templated transcription. Lineage: Eukaryota; Viridiplantae; Streptophyta; Magnoliopsida; Fabales; Fabaceae. Gene Ontology annotation, molecular function: DNA binding.